GAUUAGAUGACGUCGCGAUUUAAGUCGCGAUGUUGGUUGUGCGUGUUGCGGCUCGGCAGUGUGGUUUUCUCGUCAUAUCGUGUAGUGUCGUCGUGUCGACCGUCGUUCUUCCUUCGUGUUGCGGAUGGGUUGUGAUCCUGUUUGUAAUACCCAAUACGAGUGAUUUGAAGAAAAUAUUUUGUGAUUUUAUGAAUAAAUUUACAACCGAAAAUGUGGCUAGAAGAGUGCGAUAGUUUCGCAGAACUAUGCCGUGGCUAUCUGCCUUAUUACUUGUUGAUAGUUUUGCCUAUUUUUAUCAUCAUUUCACCAGCUAACCCCGUAGCCGCUUCUCAUGAGUUUCCUGUCUUUCGCAUGCAUCAGUAUGACUUGCACGGGGUUCCACACGGAUGUCGUAGUGCACCCAUUUCUCUGGAAGCCAGAUCCUUGACCGGCUGGAGUACGUCUAGGCACUGUAUCAUCACUCGAGCUUUGGAUCUUGCUCCCGAUACGUUUUACUCAAUUUGUAGCAAAGCUGGCGCCUUGGUAGUGGUUCUUCCUGAGAAAUUGGAUGCACUUACACAAGAAGAGAGACAGCAUAUUAUGGCACUAGAAGAAGCAAUGCUUCUGGGGCCAGAAAUACCAAUUCCAGUAUAUUUUGCACCAUGGACACCUGAUCUUCAAUUAAUUCUGGAUGAUGUAUCCAGUAGUUUUCUGACUGAUGAAAACGCUGGGUCAGCUGCAGAAGCCAUGUUGAACUCUGUUUCUGCAAGUGGUUAUCAAGUCGUUGUAGCUUCGAGUCAAGCUGUAGCUAGAACUGACAUUAAAGUGGCAACACUCCAAGGAAAAUUAUCAGGUGCUGGAGCUGAAGAGAAAUUGCCAACAAUCGCCAUAGUAGCGCAUUAUGACAGCUCAGGAGCUGCCCCAGAAUUAUCUUUUGGUGCCGAUAGUAAUGCUUCUGGUGUAGCGAUGCUACUUGAACUGGCUAGACUCUUCUCUGCAUUGUACUCAGUUGGACGGUCUCGACCACGUCAGAAUUUGGUUUUCAUCUUGACCGGUGCAGGGAAAUUAAAUUACCAAGGAAGCAAAAAGUGGCUUGAGGAUCAGCUCGAUGGACUAGAAGGCUCAAUUAUACAGGAUGCUUCAUACGUUAUUUGUCUGGACUCUGUGUCCACGAGUGAGAAUUUAUACGUACAUGUAUCAAAACCACCGAAGGAAACUUCUCCAGGUGGACUGUUCUUUAAGGAACUCAAAGCUGUCGGAGAUUCAAUUGGUGAUGUCCAUGUAGAAGGUGUACAUAAAAAAAUCAAUCUUGCCGAAGAGAUGCUGGCAUGGGAGCAUGAAAGAUACAGUAUUCGAAGGCUCCCAGCGGCAACUAUCUCCAGCUUAAAAUCUCAUAAGAGUCCCGCCAGGUCAUCAAUUUUGGAUAUACGGCAGAACGAACAAAUCGAUAUCCUCCAAAGGAACACCAAAGUUUUAGCAGAGGCAUUAGCCCGACACAUUUACAAUUUGAGUUCCAGUCAAAUAUUUGCUGAAUCUCUGAGUGUUUCUAAAGAUUCUCUUUUAUCAUGGCAAGAAUAUUUGAGCAACCAACCAAGAGCUGCACCUCUAUUAGCUGAUAAACAAAAUCCCUUAGUUACAACAUUGAAGGAAGCUAUGUCAAGAUAUCUUGGAGACGUCAAAGUCACAUUUCACACUCCAGAUAAGCGUGACCCAGAAUUUGUAUUUUAUGACGUAACGAAAGCCACACUUAACGUUUACAGCGUCAAGCCAGCGGUGUUCGAUCUAUUUCUGACGAUCGCAAUUGUGUCAUAUCUCGGUAUCGUGUACGUGGUGGUUCAUAACUUUUCGCACGUCUACAAUCUCGCCACAAGCCUCUCCGUUGCCAAAAGUAAAACAUCCUAAUAGGGUACAUCAUAUGUGCAUUAUUAUUCGACGCUUCAUUCGCAAUAAAAUCAAAUUCAUAUUUUGUUGUGAUGAUUUUGGUUGUUUUGUAAAGUAUUAAGUGUAUCAUUUGUAGGGCAACGGCGCAGAAGAUCAAUUUGUUAAAUUUUCAUGCUUGGCACAUGCAUCAAAAGUGUCUUUUACUAAAAAUUAUCUUAAUCCAUCGCAUUAGAAUUGUUACUAGUACCGCAUCAUAGCGAAAAAUUGAAAAACAAAUUCAACUAGAUUGUAAAGAAGUUGUAAUAUUAUUUAAGAUAUCAAAGCUACGUCUACUAAAAGAUCGAACGAAUCGAAUUUGUUUUGUACAGUUCUGUAUAUUGUGUAUUUAUGAGAUAGACUAAAAACAAGUAAUUUGAGCGAAUUGAAAAACAGCUGCGUUAAAUUGAACUAUAAGAAUAAUAUGUGUGUUGAAUACAGGCGAAAUAGCGAAGAAGGAAUAUAAAGUUCCCAACUCCUGAUGAAUAGUAUAUUGAUUUUAUUUUUCAUCAACAAAUACCUAUAUUAAUUUUCAUCGGUACAGAUGGAAGAUCAGCUAAAACUGGUUAAUGGCCAUUCUUAGUUUGUAAGAUAAAACAUUGUCUUGUAUUUUCAUUCCUCUAAAGUGUCUAUCAAAUAGGCAUGAACAGAAUGUUACAAUACGAAUUGUACACUGGAUCAUGUUGCAAUAAAAUUCAAAGAUGACCAACUA
This is a messenger RNA of Athalia rosae (coleseed sawfly), 2608 nucleotides long. Its product is annotated as nicalin-1. The coding region runs from base 211 to 1881 and encodes 556 amino acids. The transcript has 7 exons. Gene Ontology annotation, cellular component: endoplasmic reticulum membrane. Gene Ontology annotation, biological process: regulation of signal transduction. NCBI's taxonomy places the organism in Eukaryota, Metazoa, Arthropoda, Insecta, Hymenoptera, Athaliidae. The record is from RefSeq and is a predicted model, not a curated record.